AGUCAAAUGUGAAACGACGCACGUGUGAAUUUCGGAAUACAGUUUUCUUGGUCUUCUCCAUCUGAUUUGAAUUAAUUUAAUUAAACUAGAGGACAAACCACACCAUUCAAAGACUUACGAUUUUUCAGGAGUUGGAUUGGUAUAACUGCCUGGACGAAACGAAGUAAAAAGAGGCCUGUCUGCGUAAAAGCGACAAUAAUUCUAAAGACGGGAGGCACAACUCUCGAUGCAAGUUUGGCUGUAAUAGUUUAUCUGGACAAUUCUGUGAAUCAAAAUGAAAAUCAAGAAAGUUAAACGUGGAAAAUCGUUCCGCUACAAUGUCAACAGGAAACGUGUAAACAAUCAAAGACGCGGCACCGGAACAAUAAAAGAUCCAGCCAUUCGCAAGGCCUGGGAUGAACGCAAAACACUGACGAAGAAUUUGGUUGCAAUGGGCAUCAGUCGAGAUCCGAAUGAAAUUUUAGCCGUACCGUCAACGAAACAGAAACGUCUCCGAAUGAUCAAAUUGGCCAAUGGUUUUGUCGAAGAAGAACUGGAUGAAGAGGUGGCUCGGCCGAAAACUAAAUUGGUGGAACAAUUGGAGCAGGAAGCGAAUGAAUAUCGCGAAAGUCAGUUCAGGCUUCCCAAAGGAGUUGUAAAAUAUGCGAGCUACUUGCUGGACAAAUACGGACUGAAUUACAAAGCAAUGGUCAAGGACGAGAAAAAUUACGAUCAAGAAACGUGGAAACAAUUGCGAGCGAAAAUUCGAAAAUUUAUGAGCAUCCCAGAACAGUUCAACGUUUACUUGAAACAGAAGAAUUUGGAUCCCGAAAAUUUACCUUGGUCAGAAUAUGAUUCAGAUUGUGAACAAUAAAAAUAGGUUUCUUUACUGUUAGU
Messenger RNA from Bradysia coprophila, 876 nucleotides. RefSeq names its product nucleolar protein 16. The record is from RefSeq and is a predicted model, not a curated record. Gene Ontology annotation, biological process: ribosomal large subunit biogenesis. Lineage: Eukaryota; Metazoa; Arthropoda; Insecta; Diptera; Sciaridae. Gene Ontology annotation, cellular component: nucleolus.